Messenger RNA from Nicrophorus vespilloides, 1224 nucleotides. RefSeq names its product peroxiredoxin-6-like. The coding region runs from base 386 to 1132 and encodes 248 amino acids. The transcript is spliced from 3 exons. Gene Ontology annotation, biological process: cell redox homeostasis. The record is from RefSeq and is a predicted model, not a curated record. Gene Ontology annotation, molecular function: peroxiredoxin activity. Gene Ontology annotation, cellular component: cytosol; mitochondrion. Lineage: Eukaryota; Metazoa; Arthropoda; Insecta; Coleoptera; Silphidae.
GCGAAUUAUCCAUUAAGGCAAUGACAGGUAAUGAGAAACGUGUCGAUGAGCACAAGGCUUUGUUUUUAGCAUUUUUGGGGUGACCCAAAAAUAAUUUGCCCAACUGUCCUUAAUCCGCCACUGCCAACACGAAUAUAGUUAUAGAGAUAUAAAAUAAAGUGAUAUUUCUGAAAAAAACAAAGCAAUUAUGUAUAUAUGUAAUUAUUUAAUUGAUACCGCAGAUUCUUAUCAAGAUUCGAAAUAAUAACGGCAUUGUUAUGGAUCGGUAAUUGCAAAAAGUAUAACUUAUUUGUCGACGAUUAAUAAUAAUUGUACCAUUCGAUUAAAUGACCUAUAAAAGUGUGAAGAGUGUGGCGUUACGGUUUAUUAAAGUUGAGAAAAAGUAAUGAUGAAGAUCAUCAACAGCGUUUCGCUCUUUUCGAGUUUGAUUUAUUUCGCGAUACUGGGUGCUGCUUUCACGGAAACAUGCGCUCCGCAACUUGGUGAGGCGUUCCCGGACAUCUCUGCAGACUCCACCAAUGGACCAAUCCAUUUACACGAAUAUUUGGGAAAAGAUUGGGGACUUUUAAUUUCUUAUCCUGCGGAUUUCACACCAGUCUGCACGUCGGAGUUGGCGCGCGUCGUCAAAAUUCUGCAAGAGUUCGUAAAGCGCGACGUCAAGGUUCUGGGAAUAUCUCCAAACAGCGUAGCAACACAUCGGGCAUGGUCCAAAGACAUCUUGGAGUACGCGAAGGUCGCCGACACAGAUCAUUUCCCAUACCCGAUAAUGACCGAUGAGGAUCUGAGUAUCGCCAAGCAUCUCAACAUGCUGGACAAGAAGCACAGCAUGCCAGAUGGUUCGCCUUUGAUGGGUAGAGCAGUUUUUCUCAUCAGCCCCGAAAGAAUUCUGCGCUUGAGCUUGAUAUAUCCGGCUACGACAGGACGUAACUUCAACGAAAUUAUCCGUUCGAUCGAUGCAAUCCAAUUGGCUGAAAAACUUCCGGUGGCAACGCCGGUUGAUUGGAAAUCCGGAGAUUCAAUCAUGAUUCACCCAGGUUUACCUGAAGACAAAACUCGCGAGAUGUUCCCCGAAACUAAAACCGUGAAUCUUCCAUCCGGAAAAACCUAUAUGCGUCUCGCUCCGCAGCCUUAAAAUUUAACAACCAAUCCAAAAAGAAAACUUAAAAUAUAGAUAUUAGGUAGAACUUCAUUUAAUUGCAAGCAAUCCACUUCAAAUCUGCAACU